Molecule: messenger RNA, 6556 nt
Organism: Salvelinus namaycush (lake trout)
Lineage: Eukaryota; Metazoa; Chordata; Actinopteri; Salmoniformes; Salmonidae
Product: alpha-tectorin-like
Exons: 22
Coding region: 1-6276 (2091 amino acids)
Biological process (GO): cell-matrix adhesion
Molecular function (GO): protein binding
Source: RefSeq, a predicted model, not a curated record
AUGCUCAGGCCAGGCACUCCAGUCAUUCUGUUCCACCUCUUUAGCUUCUUUACUCAGAGAGAAGCUCUUUCUCAAGAGAUCAUGUACCCCUAUGGGCCCGUCCACCGAGAUCUGGAGACACCCAAGAUGGAUGAUGGAAGUUCCACUGAAAUAAUUAUACUCAUGCCAUUCAUUUUCUUUAAUAACCCCUAUCGCUCAAUCUAUGUCAACAACAACGGUGUGAUCUCCUUCAACGUGCAGGUGAGCCAGUUCACCCCCGAGGCCUUCCCCCUGAGUGACAGCAGAUCCUUCAUCGCCCCACUAUGGGCAGACGUGCACAACGGCAUCCGCGGAGAUGUGUACUACCGCGAGAGCGCAGACCCAGAGUUACUGGAGCGGGCCUCACGAGACAUCCGCAAGUACUUCAAGAACAUGCCCACCUUCACAGCCACCUGGGUCUUCAUCACAACCUGGCACCAGGUCACCUUCUACGGAGGCAGUCAGACCACCCCGGUUAACACGUUUCAGGCUGUAUUGAUAUCAGAUGGUCUGUCAUGCUUUUCCAUGUUCAACUAUGGAGAGAUCAACUGGAGCACAGGCACUGCAAGUGGAGGAGACCCUCUGACUGGUUUAGGUGGAACCACAGCACAGUCAGGUUUUAAUGGAGGAGACAUUGGUCACUUUCUCAACCUGCCUGGGUCCCGCUCCAAUGACGUGGUUGAAAUCGAGCAGACGACCAAUGUUAACCUGCCUGGCCGCUGGGUCUUCCGUAUAGACACUGCCCUGAUAGACCCAGCCAACGGCUGCAGUUACAAUGGGCGGUUCUAUCGCCGCGGCGAGAUCUUCUGGCUGUCUGACCAGUGCUCCCAGCGGUGCCGCUGCCUAGACAUGGACAACGAGGUGCUCUGCCAGGAGGCGCCAUGCGGCCAGCUGGAAACAUGCGAGCAGCAGGAGGGUGCCUUCUACUGCCAGCCCACGCGCACCAGCACCUGCGUGGUUUUCGGUGACCCACACUACCAUACCUUUGACGGCUUCCUCUACCACUUCCAGGGCACCUGCUCCUAUUUGCUUGCACGGCCAUGCUGGGAGGUGGCCGGCCUGCCCUUCUUCAGCGUGGAGGCAAAGAACGAGAACCGCGGCGUGGCCUCCGUAUCUUGGUUGAGGGACGUUACUGUGGAGGUGUACGGCCACCGCGUCACCCUGCCUAAGGGCAGCCAGGGCACUGUACAGGUGGAUGGGCUGGUAAAGACACUACCAGUCCAACUCCAGCUGGGUGCGGUCAGGGUGUACCAGUCAGGUGUUGCUGUCGCCCUGGAGACCGACUUUGGCCUCCUGGUGUCUUACGACGGGCAGCACUAUGCCUCUAUCUCCCUGCCCAGCUCCUACUUCAACAACACAUGCGGCCUGUGUGGUAACUAUAACGACGACCCUGCCGACGACCCCGUGCUGCCCGACGGCUCGCUGGCCGAGAGCGUGGUGGAGCUAGGUGGCAGCUGGCGAGCAGAGGACGCUGACUGGCGCUGCACGGAUGGCUGCGCCCAGAACUGCAGUAUCUGUGACCCGUUGACCGAGGCGUUCUACUUCCGCCCGGACUACUGUGGACUCAUCAACAAGACAGACGGGCCUUUCAGGGACUGCAGGGCAGUGGUGGACCCCACGGCCUUCGUCUAUAGUUGUGUCUACGACAUGUGCAGCAACAGGGACAACAUUACCACCCUGUGUCAGGCCAUCCAGGCCUAUGCCUUAGCCUGCCAAGCCCUGGGGGUCACCAUACGACCCUGGAGAUCACGCACCUUCUGUGCCCUGACAUGCCCUGAGUCCAGCCACUACCAGGUGUGCACCAGUGCCUGCCCGGCCUCCUGCUCAGACCUCACCGCUCACCUGUACUGUGCCCACCCCUGCACCGAGGGCUGCCAGUGCGACCCGGGCUACGUGCUGAGUGGCAGCCGCUGUGUCCGGCGGCAGGACUGCGGCUGCGAGCGUGACGGCCUAUAUUACCCCCUCAACGACACUUUCUGGGCGGGCCCCACUGGCGAGGCCAGAGAGUGUACCCUGCGCUGUGUCUGUGGGCCCAACGGCGAAGUCUCCUGCUUCAACGACUCGUGUAGAGAAGGCGAGGUGUGUGUGGCGGAGGUCGGCCUGUUGGGUUGUUACCCCCGCAGGGAGGGAGUGUGUUCUCUGGGCCAGAACGCUGUGACGGCCUCCUUCGACGGGGCCUCCAUGCUCUUUCCGGACGACAGCUCCUACUACCUGCUGAGGUCGUGCGGGCCGACGCCGGCCAACGUGUCGGCUGUGGAGGUGAAGAUGGGCCGGCGGUUGGUGAACAAGGGUCCGGCCUGGAUGAGGCCCGUGGUGGUCAGGGUGGCCAACCUGGAGGCCCAGAUGGGUGGAUCGGACUUUGACACAGUGAAGCUGAACGGUGAACCGGUACUACUACCUUAUAUCCACCCUCUGGAGACCCUGAUGAUCUACCGCGCCCCGGGCAACGCCACCGUGGUGGAGUCCAGCGGAUUGGUCCUAGUCCGCUACACCCGCCAGGGCUUCCUCAACAUCUCCCUCUCUACCCUCUUUUACAACGCCACCUGUGGCCUGUGCGGCCUCUUCAACGGAAAUGCCAGCGACGACCUCCGUCUACCCAACGGCCGUCUGGCCGAAUCCCCCGAACUCUUUACCGAAGGCUGGCGGGCCAUCGCUGACGACCUGACAUGUAACGGCGAUUGCGACGACCUGUACCGCAUGUGCACGGACCUGCGGCUCUACCAGAGCCCAUGGAUGUGUGGCAACAUCAACGACCCGGGGAACAGCUCCUUCCUGGCGUGCCAUGGUGCUGUCAACCCCUCGCCGUUCUUCCGGAACUGCCUGUACAACAUGUGCGUGCGUGAGGGAAACCGCUCGGCGCUCUGCUCUUCGCUGCAGGCGUAUGCCUCAGCCUGUCAGGACGCCCAGGAGGGUUGCCAGUGCGAGGAGGGCUUUGCGCUGCGCAAUGGCCAGUGCGUGGCACGCAGUGACUGCGGCUGCCUCGACCUUGGCAGCCGGCAGCUGACCACCAACCAAACCUUCUGGACCGACUGGGAGUGCAAAGAGCGCUGCUACUGCAACGGCUCGGACAACAGCGUCUACUGCACGCUGGCACCAUGCGGGGAGGGCGAGUACUGCCAGGAGGGCCUUGAGGGCCUCUACUUCUGUCAGCCGCGCACCGAGGCGCUAUGCGUUGCCGCCGGUUACAGCCACUUUCUUCCGUUCGGUGGUGUGCCCUUCGAGCUACAGAGCAGCUGUACCUUGAGGCUGGCUACGACGGCGUGCAACGGCGGGGUGGUGGGGGAGGAUGAUGGGGAUCAGAGCCCCGCCACCCAGCCUGGGACGAGCAGCAGCGCCACCUUCCCUCACUUCAAGCUGUCAGCCCGGAACGAGGAGAGGGACACAGGGCAGGCCAUCUGGGUGAGAGGGUUCGUCUUGGAGGUCUACGGCUAUGAGAUUGAGGUGUCUCGGAGCUACAAACACACCAUCACGGUGAAUAAGGAGCGUCUAUACCUGCCUCUGAAGCUGGGACCAGGGAAGGUCCACAUCUUCACCUUCGGCAUGCAGCUGGUGUUGGAGACGGACUUUGGCCUGAAGGUAGCCUUUGACUGGAACACCCUGCUCCUGCUCACGCUGCCCAGACGCCUCUACAACGCAACCUGCGGCCUGUGCCAGGGCAUGCCACUCUCGUCUCCGCCCACCUUCACCACCAACGACUGGGGCAUGGCCUGGGCUGAUCGGGACACCUUCUGCCAGGUAGGCUGCGGCGACUCGUGCCCACGUUGCGGAUUGGUCGAGAGAGGCCUCGGCGCCGUCGACGCCCCUCUCCUUGUCACGGAUGUCAACGUGGAAGGUGGGGCACAAAAUGUCGAGGGAGGAGGCAUCAAUGUUGAAGGCGGGGGCUACACGGGAAUCCGAUUCCACCUGGGUGACGGGCUGUACGUAUUUGUGGAGCCCGAAGCAGUGCGUCUGUGCGGGCUCAUCGCGGACCGCGGUGGUGUGUUUGCACGCUGUCACAGCAAGGUGUCGCCAGCGUUCUUUUACCAGAGCUGUCUGCAGGACACGUGCCUGGACCAGGGCGCCCCAGAAACUAUUUGCAACUGGCUGCAGAUCUACACCAGCACAUGCCAGACCCAGGGGGUGCGUGUGUUAGGCUGGAGAAGUGACACGCCCUGUGUGCUGACGUGCCCAGCUAACAGCCACUACUCUGGCUGCAUGUCAGUGUGCCAGCCGCAGUGUGCCCCAGCCCGAGGCCAGAGGGAGUGCAUCCAGGACUGUGUGGAGGGCUGUCAGUGUGACCAGGGCUACGUCCUCAACGGCAAAGGCUGCAUCCUGCCCCAGAACUGUGGCUGCUACACGGACGGCAAGUACUAUGAGCCCAAACAACUGUUCUGGAAUGGCGACUGCACCAAGCGCUGCCAGUGCAUCGGCCGCAACCUCAUCCAGUGCGACCCGCGCCGCUGCAAGGCCGAGGAGGAGUGUGCCCUGCACCAUGGUGUGCGCGGCUGCUUUGCCCGGCGCUCACAGCACUGCGUGGCAUCCGGCGGCGGCGUCUUCAGGACCUUUGACGGGGCGUCCUUGCGCCUGCCUGCCUCCUGCUCCUUCGUGCUGUCCACCAACUGCCACAAGCUACCUGACCUCUCCUUCCAGCUCAUCGCCAACUUCGACAAGUGGAGCACGCCAAACCUCACCACCAUCUCCCACGCAUACCUCUAUAUCAACGAGGAGAAUAUUCUGAUCUCCGGGAGCACUGUGAAAGUGAACGGCACGCCCGUAUCGGUGCCAUUCGUCACGGGUUUAAUGACACGCGUCUCCACGUCGGAGGGCUUCCUGGUCAUCGACACACCACAGGACAUCCAGGUGCGCUACAACCGCUUCAACACGCUUAGUAUCACCAUGGGCCAGCGGCUGCAAAACAAGGUGUGUGGCCUUUGUGGCAACUUCAACGGAGACCCCACUGACGACUACAUCACCUCCCGCGGGAAGCCAGCCAUCAGCGCCCUGGAGCUGGCCCAGAGCUGGAAGACCAAUGGGAUGCAGAACAGCUGUGACGAGACCCAGUACGUGGCACUGGCCCAGUCGUGCGAGAACACGGCCGUGCUUGGCCUCCAGGGCGAGGAGGGGUGCCAGAAGCUCACCCAAAUGAAGGGCUUCUUCCAGCCCUGCCACGGCCUGCUGGACCCCAGGCCAUUCUACCAGUCCUGCUACCUGGACGGCUGCUACAACCACCGCAAGGCCCAGGUGUGCGGCUCGCUCGCUGCCUACGGCGAGGCCUGCCGCUCCCUGGGCACGCUCACCACAAAAUGGAUCGCGCAGGAGAACUGCUCAGAAUGGAUCUACGACCCCUGUGCAGGAGAGAUCUGCACCAACAACACGUGUGAGCAGGAAAACGGGGGAGACCUGUGUGGCUGCCCCGAGCUGCCCAACAACGCUGGGGACGAGGAUGACAUCAUCCAGGCAGAGGUGACGUGUAAGCACGCCCAGAUGGAGGUGUCCAUCUCCAAGUGUAAGCUCUUCCAGCUGGGCUUCGAGCGCGAGGACGUGAGGAUCAACGACCAGCACUGCCCCGGCAUUGAGGGAGAGGACUUCAUAUCCUUUCACAUCAACAACACCAAGGGCCAUUGCGGCUCCAUCGUACAGUCCAACAGCACACACAUCAUGUACAAGAACACGGUGUGGAUUGAGAGCGUGAACAACACUGGCAACAUCAUUACCAGGGACAAGACCAUCAACGUGGAGUUUUCCUGCGCCUACGAGCUGGACCUCAAGAUAUCUCUGGAGACCGUGCUUAGGCCCAUGCUCAGGUUAGAGGACCUACUCUUUCUCAACACCCAGGAGGGUAACUUCAUCACUAAGAUGGCACUGUACAAGAACUCGUCGUACCACCAGCCGUACCGCGAGGGCGAGGUGGUGCUGAGCACACGGGACAUCCUCUUCGUGGGGGUGUUUGUGGAGGGGGCCGACGAGAACCAGCUCAUCCUUAUCGUCAAUAUGUGCUGGGCCACGCCGUCCCGCUACAGCAGCGACCGGCUCCGCUACAUCAUCAUAGAAAGAGGUUGUCCCAACAUCAAGGAUAACACCAUAGGCAUGGCUGAGAACGGGGUGUCCCUCACCUGCCGCUUCCACGUCACAGUCUUCAAGUUCAUUGGGGACUAUGACGAGGUCCACCUCCACUCUGUCAGCUCCAGCGUUGACCUACGACCCCUCGUUCUCCCUCUGGCCCUUAGCACGGUGGUCUCCGUGCUCCAUGCUCACUCACACACUUCUCUCUUCUCCUAACACUGGAAGGACAGUCAGAGAGAGAGGAGGGAGAGAGAGAGACAGAUAAAAAGAAAAGAGGAGAGCAAUGUAACACGAAAUAACAGCAAAAUAUAGAACAGACAGCUACACUUCCUGCUCACUGUCACAGAGACAUCCACAGCAACCAAUCACAGAGACAAGAAGCCCUUCCCUCUGGAUGGACUUAACAACAACAACUCAAGGCCCUGGAUCACAACAACAACAACCACAAGGCCCUGGACCACAACAACAACAACUCACAAGGCCCUGGAUCACAACA